GCUGGGUCUAUUCCACAUCUAACCCAAAUGUUUCUCUGUCCGUGGAGGAGAUUUCACGUUUGAAGGAACUUCUACUGAAGCCGCGUGCCACCACCAUGUUCUGGAAGUUCGAUCUGAACACGACGUCGCACGUGGACAAGCUGCUGGACAAGGAGGAUGUGACCCUGGAGGAGCUGAUGGACGAGGAUGACGUCCUGCAGGAAUGCAAGGCGCAGAACCGGCGGCUGCUGGACUUCUUGUGCCAGCAGCAGUGCAUGGAGCAGCUGGUCACCCUCAUCACCCACGAGCCCCCCGUGGACAUGGACGAGAAGGUCCGAUUCAAGUACCCCAACACGGCCUGCGAGCUGCUGACCUCGGACGUGCCGCAGAUCAACGACAAGCUGGGCGGGGACGAGACCCUGCUCGACAUCCUCUACGACUUCCUGGACCACGAGCCCCCCCUGAACCCCCUCCUCGCCAGCUUCUUCAGCAAGACCAUCGGGAACCUCAUUGCACGGAAAACAGAGCAGGUGAUCUCAUUUUUGAGGAAAAAGGACAAGUUCCUGAGCCUGGUGCUAAAGCACAUCGACACUUCUGCCAUGAUGGACCUGCUGCUGCGCCUCAUCAGCUGCGUGGAGCCCACGGCGCUGCGCCAGGACGUGCUCAACUGGCUGAAUGAAGCCAGGAUCAUCCAGAGACUCGUGGAGCUGAUCCAUUCGAGCCAGGACGAGGAUAGGCAAUCCAACGCUUCCCAGACCCUGUGUGACAUCAUCAGGCUGAGCAGAGACCAGAGCACUCAGCUCCAGGAUGUCCCAGAGCCAGAUCCACUUCUCACAGCACUGGAAUCGCAGGAGUGCGUGGAGCAGCUCCUCAGGAACAUGUUCGACGGCGAGCAGAGCGAGACCUGCAUCGUGAACGGAACCCAGGUGCUCCUGACGCUGCUGGAAACGCGGCGCUCCGGAGUGGAAGGCCUGAUGGACUCGUACACUCAGGGAUUCGAGAGGUCUUACGCUGUCAACAGCAGCAUCUUACACGGCAUCGAGCCCCGGCUCAAGGACUUCCACCAGCUGCUGCUGCGCCCGCCCAAGAAGCCGGCCAUCCUGACCACGCUGGGGCUGCUGGAGGAGCCGCUGGGGAACGCGCGGCUGCACGGCUCGCGCCUGAUCGCGGCGCUGCUGCACACCAACACCCCCAGCAUCAACCAGGAGCUCUGCAGGCUCGGCACCAUGGACUUGUUACUUGAUUUAUUUUUUAAAUACACGUGGAAUAACUUUUUGCAUUUCCAAGUGGAGCUGUCCAUAGCAGCCAUCCUGUCCCACUCUGUGCACGAGGGGAGGCCCAGCCCGGGCGAGCCGGGCAGCAAAGAGGAGGCUCCGAGCGGGAACGCGGCGCCGGAGCCCGCGGAGCCCUCGGGGCCCUCGGAGCCCGCGGAGCCCGCGGAGCCCCCGGCCACAGCCACCGAGAACGUCAUGGUCACCCACCUGUUCCAGAAGUGCUGCCUGGUGCAGAGGAUACUGGACGCCUGGGAAGCCAAUGACAAAAUCCAGGCAGAGGGCGGCAGGAGGAGAGGGAACAUGGGGCACCUGACGCGCAUCGCCAACGCCGUGGUGCACAACAUGGAGAAGGGGCCCAUGCAGGCCCAGAUCAGUGACUUCAUCAAAGAGCUGCCCGAGGACUGCAGGGGCAGGUGGGAGAGUUUUGUGGAGGAGACGCUGACGGAGACGAACCGGAGGAACACGGUGGAUUUGGUGAGCACCCACCACCUGCACUCCUCCAGCGAGGAUGAGGACAUUGAAAGUGCUUUUCCCAACGAGCUCACGCUCCAGCAGGCCUUCUCCGAGUACCAGAUCCAGCAGAUGACGGCCAAUUUCGCGGAUCAGUUCGGCUUCAACGACGAGGAGUUUGCAGACCAGGAUGACAACAUCAACGCUCCCUUCGACCGCAUCGCCGAGAUCAACUUCAACAUCGACGCUGACGACGACAGCCCCAACGCCUCCCUGUUCGAGGCCUGCUGCAACGAGCGCAUCCAGCAGUUCGACGACAACGAGGAGGAGGAGGAUAUCUGGGAGGAGAAGGAGAUCUCCUACGCAACGCAGGUCAAGUCCAGGACACGGUUUGGAGCCUCACAGACGUCAGAGAGCUCCAAGAGUGACAUGGAGAACGGGGACCACGACGGCAGCGUGGACUCGGAGGAGGAGGAGGAGCGGCCGCCGCCCCCCUCCCCGCACAAGGGCGGCACCCCGGAGCGGAAGGACUCGGAUUCCUCCCAAGGGGCAGGGGCAGGCUGGACGGCCGUGUUCGAGCCCGCCAGCCCCGCGCCGCCCGUGGCCAUGGACGUGGGCUCCAGCGUGUGGGACUCGGCCGCGCCGCAGGACAGCGCCCCGGAGGAGAAGGGCUGGGCCAAGUUCACGGACUUCCAGCCUUUCUGCUGCUCCGAGUCCAGCCCUCGCUGCAGCUCCCCCGUGGGCACCGAGAGCGGCGGCACCGACAGGACCCCGGCGCAGGGCCAGGACAAGAGCUCCGCAGCCGCAGCCGCCUCUCCCUGCGCCUGGAACGCCUGCGGCACGCGGAAGGCGCCGCUGGGGGCCUUGGACAGCAGCUCCUCGGGCAGCUCCGACAGCGACGACGACGACAAUGACAGGGCCAGGGCUGGCACGGAACCCACGGCACAGGAGCCCGGCAAGGACAGGGCAGCUCCCACCAGGGACUCCGACAGGGCGGCUCAGGAGACGCUGCCCGUGGCCGAGUCGGGGACGUCCGGCGCCGCCCGAGCCCGGAGCAGCGCGGCCACGCACACGGACGGGCACCAGAGAGCGGCCACUGCCGUCACAACUGCCACAGAAACGGCCACGAGAGACAGGAGUGAGGAGGCCUUGCCCUGCGCCGAAGCCACGUUGAACGGCCCCGCUUGACGCGCCGCCGCCGCCCCGGGACGUGUGUGAGCCAGGCCAGGCUGCUCCCUGGUGAUGCAAUUUGUCAAUUCUUUUUUUUUUUUUUUUUUUUUUUUUUUUUUUUUUUUUUUUUUUCCAAUUUUAAUUUUAUUUUUUAAUAAAUGCUGCAUUGAUGAGAGCGAGCUGGCGUUCAGGACCAGACGCGCAGAUCCGACAGCACCGAUCCGUUCGGAAAGACACUCGGCAUUGUCGAAAUGUAGCAUUGAGUUCAGCCCUCACGGGAAUGACGGGCUCUUCCCAAGCCUUCUGCCCGAUUUGAGUUGUCCCCUUCCCCGCGCCCCCGGUUCUGGUUCCGGAUUUGGGGUUCAGUGCUGUUUUCCCAGUGUUAUUGCACACAGUAUUCAGCUUCUCUUGGGAAGGUAGCAGGUCCAGCGGCGGCCGGGGCCAGCGCACAAAUCCCGCAGCCGCGUGACCAAAGUUCCUGAUGGAGCUGUCCUCGGGCAGCCUUUGCACCGCUUUGUAGAGCAAUAAAGCCUUACCAGAAACAUUUCACGGGAGAGGAGGAAUGCCAACGCUUCCGUGGGAGGGAGCAGGGGGGGCUGGCGUGGGCCGGGGCCGGGGCUGUCCCCAGCCCGAGCCGAGCCCCGGCUGCCCGGGGGACGCGAUGUCCCUGCGCUGCCGCCCUGCUCCGGGCUCUCCGUGGACACGAGGUGGAUCGGGGCAAGGCUCUGGAAUGCUCGGAGCCGGCCUCUCCUGCCCCAGGGCCGCGUUGGCCGCGGGGGACCCUGCCCGCCAGGAGGUGACCGGGGCUUUGCUGGCUCUUUGGAGACUGAAUUAAUGUAUUUGCAAAUGAUGAUGGAAAAAAUCCUUAUUUCUGUUUGUUUUGUUCUGUUUUUAAAAGUUUUUAAUGGAUGCAGGAACAGCAACACUUUUGCACUUUGUACCCGGUGACGACAGCGUUGCGAGG
Hirundo rustica (Barn swallow) is the source of this 3837-nucleotide messenger RNA. It is a transcript of the gene PPP6R2, whose product is annotated as protein phosphatase 6 regulatory subunit 2. The record is from RefSeq and is a predicted model, not a curated record. Gene Ontology annotation, molecular function: protein phosphatase binding; protein phosphatase regulator activity. Lineage: Eukaryota; Metazoa; Chordata; Aves; Passeriformes; Hirundinidae. Gene Ontology annotation, cellular component: cytosol; nucleus.